Messenger RNA from Rubroshorea leprosula, 1305 nucleotides. NCBI's taxonomy places the organism in Eukaryota, Viridiplantae, Streptophyta, Magnoliopsida, Malvales, Dipterocarpaceae. The record is from the annotation of a GenBank genome assembly.
AACUAAGGGCUUGUUGUAGAUUGCAACUGACACAUCUUGUCCUCUUUUUUUCAGGGGUGGAUACCCCUCUAGAGGAGUGGAACGCCCAAGUGGUGCACUAUUUUCAACUGAGGGUUUAUUAUAGAUUGCAGUUGGUGCAUCUUGUCCUGUUUUUUUAGAGGUGGAUACCCCUCCUGAGGGUUGGGUCACCCAAGUGGUGUACUAUCUUCAACUGAAGGCUUAUUAUAGAUUGAACUGGCAUAGCUUGUCCUGGUUUUUGUAGAGGUGGAUACCCCUCUUGAAGAGUAGAAUGCCUUUGUGCACUGUCUUCAGCUGAAUGCUUAUUAUAGGUUGAAACUGGUGCAGCUUGUCCUAGUUUUGUAUAGGUGGAUACCUUUCUGGAUGAGCAGAAUGCCUUUGUGCACUAUCUGAAACUGGUGCAGCUUGUUUUGGGUUCUGUGGAGGUAAAUUGAUUGAGACUGAAACAUUGAUAAAUGGAGGAUUUUGUGACUGCUGUUGCUGAGAAUUGUCAGAACUUUGAUCACUUGGUUGAGAAUGAUUAUCAACCUUUGAAGGAUAACUUUGUGGAGAAGAAAUCCUGCCUUGUGGAGGGUUUUGUUCUGAUGGAAGCCUGGGUGGUGGUGGCUGCAAAUUGUAGGAACCCUCAUAACUCAUUUGGGGAUUAUCAACUCUUGUAGUAUUUGUUGCUGCUGGAGAAGGAAUUCCACCAGGAGAUGUUUGGAUCUGGUGCCUUAUAUACCCCUGUGUAGGGCCUUCAUCUAGGUUUCUUGACUGAGAAUAAGCAUCUUCUGCAGGGGACCUUUCAGGAGAAUGACUCGCCCUUUCUACCUUUGGAUUUGGCUUGAAUUGGUCUUGGUUUCUAGGAUCUUGAAUCUAAGGGAAGAGUUGGGAAAGAAGGUUUUCUAAAUAUGAAGGAAGCAGGUCAGGUACAGCUUAGCAUACAUGCAGUGAAUAAAGACACUCUUAAUUAAAGAUUAACAAGGAAUGCCUUUUGCUCUUGCUUUAAGCAAGAAUAGUUCCACAUGGUUGUACAAAACAAGCUUAUGGAUCAUUUUCUUCUGCACGGCCAGGUAUGCCAUCAAUUAUAAUCCUCUCUGUCGAGAUGUUAUUAAUUUUUCUUCUGCAAUGACUAGUCUUCCAAAAAUGGAGAAUGCCUAACUAUUGUUCAUUGCACUUGAACAUAGAACCUCUAUGAGUCUUGGUGGCUCCAAUUCCUAGCCCAAGGGUCAAAAAGAAUAUUUUUCCUCUUUCUUAAGGUUCACUAAUUUUUUUUCAAAUUGGAGGCAAUAUAUUAUUAUUAUUAUU